Molecule: messenger RNA, 745 nt
Organism: Pseudocercospora fijiensis CIRAD86
Lineage: Eukaryota; Fungi; Ascomycota; Dothideomycetes; Mycosphaerellales; Mycosphaerellaceae
Exons: 1
Coding region: 18-443 (141 amino acids)
Source: RefSeq, a predicted model, not a curated record
CAGCUGAUGGUAGUGACAUGAUUGACGUUGAUAUCGACGACCACAACCCAGAUUCUGACGGCAGCAAUACUCCUGUGAUCAACGUCAAUGUGCACGUUAAUCAGCCUCAUGGACAGACAAAUGUAUCAGUACUACCGGGACCCUCGUCAGGUAUGCCGUUCCCGCCUGUCCCACCGCACCAUCACGGAUUGACUCAUGGCGGCGGUCCAUCUUUCAAUUUCAGCCAGAGCGCACCUGCCACAACGGGAGGGGCGAUAUGGGCGGGAGGCAGCACACCCGUAGUCCAACUACCACCACAUCAGCACUUUCAUCAACAUCAACACCAUCAAACCCACCAAGACCAUGCGCAACAUGUUACCGGCAUGAUGCAGUCGACCAUAUUAGACGAAGUGGAAGGAGACGAAGCGUUCGGAGAAGAAAGCGAGAUUAUGGAUCGCGACUAAGAGACCCGAGCACCAGAGACGAAUUUCUUAAAUCAACAAGCGACACCUCCAGAUAGCGGAGGUGUGUGGGCAUUUUCAGGCCGCUCGGUAUAUAUAAUGCCUCUCUACAAAAAGGGAGAGAGAAGGGGCAAGAGCGUGCAUCUCUUAUCUUGGCAGUUCUUUGGCGCGAGCGAAGCGAAGCGAUGCAUGAAUGAUAUCCGAGCAGAAACAGAAGAAAGGGAACCCACCGAUUGGUUACUUACUUACUAGUAGUAUGUUCACAAUACGGACGGCUAUAUGGAGUUAUGAAAUAAUACCUUACC